CUAAACUUUGUAUCGGCAAGUAUGCUAACAGCUAAAUAAUUUAUUUUAGCAUAUAUAUUCUUCUAUGUCAAGGCUAGUUCGUUUAGCCAUGCACCCAGUCAGCAGAAAGGAAGGACAUGCUAGGUUCUACACCAUUGGGAGAAUUGUUAAAAACAUUUGUGGCAUGAAUCUGGCACUGAAACGAUAUAUCGGAAAGAGCAGAGUGAUAUCAUGGGCCGUAUUUCAUCUCAAUGUACAAGCUGAUCUUAAAAAUGACCUUUCGUUCAGUAUUGGGAGUUUUAUCAGAAAUAAGACUAAAAAAGAGUUUGGGAAGCUAGAGAGCCUACUUUCUGUUUGUGUCACAGAGAGAAGCCCUGAGGAUCUCAGUCAGAUUCAAAUGAUGAUCAGAAGGAACAAAGCAUUUCAAAACCUUCCAGAUAAUAUCCAAACUCAGCUAUGCAAAGCUGCAAUAUAUCAACAAUAUGAAGAAAAAAGCAUUGUCAUUAAACAAAGUCAUCCACCUACUGGAUGCUAUUUCAUUUUGUCUGGAAGUUUGGUGGUUGCUGGCAGCAAUAUGUGUACAGAGGCUGAAUAUCACAAAGCAGACUUUUUGAACAGAGUCGACGAAGGCGAUCUAUUUGGGAUUGGAGUCAGUCAAUCAGAAUACUCUGAUCUUGGAAGUCAGUUUUUCAUCCAGUGGUUUCAGAUGGCAGAGGAAAGGAUUGCAAAGUUCCCAUUAGGAGAAUGGAGCCACAGGUGUGCACUUGUUGGUUUCAGUCCAAGUUUUUGA
This is a messenger RNA of Protopterus annectens (West African lungfish), 769 nucleotides long. RefSeq lists its product as uncharacterized. The transcript is spliced from 8 exons. Bases 65 to 769 code for a protein of 234 amino acids. Lineage: Eukaryota; Metazoa; Chordata; Ceratodontiformes; Protopteridae. The record is from RefSeq and is a predicted model, not a curated record.